AUGGCGACUUGGUUUAAGUUAUUGUUGGCUCUUUUCAUUGGUCUCGUUGCUUUUAAAUUCCGAGUGACUUCAGCUAAAUCAAACUCAUCCGAAUCUGAUGAUAAUGAUGAUCAUGAAAAGGAGGAAAACCUAACCAUUGCCUGGAUAUACAAGCCUCCCUACAUAAGAGGACCCGAUAACAGUUCCUUGGACAAUCAAGCUCAUGGAAUAGUACGAGAUGUCAUGUUAAAAUACAUAGUAAAAGAUUGUAGCAGAGAAUUUGGCAAUCCCCACUAUGAAAUAAAGACUCUCAAAGCUGAUAGUGAGUCUGCCAUGAUACAAUUGCUGAAGCAAAACAAAGUCCAUGUAGCAAUUCCUAUAUUUGAACAACAAGACAAUCAAAAGUACUCUGAAUUUAUCUUUUUUAAAUUACUGGAUUAUCCUGGAACGGAAUACAUAACUUUGGCUGACGAUGAAAACAACGACGCUCUUGAUGUCGUUUUUGAUUCUGUAUUGAAGUCUUGGCCAUUGCUUGCCGUCACCAUGAUCUUCACGGCCAUUGCCGGAAUCAUCAUAUGGGCACUGGAUACAUACUGGAACGUUGAAGAAUUUCCACGCUCAUUCAUCAGAGGCUCAUGGGAUGGAUUUUGGUGGUCCUUCAUUUCUAUGACCACUGUAGGGUAUGGAGACAAGGCACCCAAGUCGGCCAUGGCUCGUAUUUUCUCUGUCGUCUGGAUCUUAUUUGGCCUCAUAGCUAUGGCAAUUUUUAUGGCAAAUGUCACCACAGCAUUGACAGCUCUCUCCCUUCAACUUGAACCAACCAGCCUUCGUGGUGUUCAAGUUGGAGUGAUAGGAAAUGGAACAGAAUAUCAACAUGCACUGAAAGAAGACGCACAUCCAAAAAUCUACAACAACAUCGAUGAUGCUGUCGAUGCACUCAAAUCAAAACAGGUCAAGGGAAUGUUACUAGAUCGCUAUACAGCCUCCUAUUACCAGAAAAGAGACAAACUUAAAACUCUUCUCGCUGUGAAGAAGUUAGACUUGCAGAGGGACGUAGGAGUUCUAUUCAAUGAGAACAAAAGAGAACUUGCUGAAUGUCUACAAAAUUACCAUCGCUCCGCCAUUUGGAGAUCAAUGCAAACCUUGACUUCGUUUUACGAGUUUGAGCACCAGACGUCUUCAAAAAGCUUCAAUCUGUUUGAUGAUUCCUCACCAUUUGUUAAGUACUUGAUGUAUAUAUCACUUGGACUAUUGGUUCUAAUGCUUCUUAUUGGACUUGCGUGGGACAUAUUAUUGAGAAAGAAAGGAAAAGGGAAGCAAAAUACCGUAAUAGCAGCGGCCAUGGAUGAUAGCUGGGGAAUGACAACCAAAGGAGAUACAAUACGUGCCGAUCUUGAAACAACGCGAGUUCUUCUUCGUCAAGCAUUGGAACAAUUUGACCAGCUGGAAUCCAAAGUCUCGAAGCUGAAACUGGUCUAAUGAUCAGUUAUGAGACAAUAUUAAAGUCUUAAGUUAUUCGACGAUGUAGCCAUUACUUGCCGACUAGCUUGCUAUUUGCAUAAUG
Molecule: messenger RNA, 1543 nt
Organism: Pocillopora verrucosa
Lineage: Eukaryota; Metazoa; Cnidaria; Anthozoa; Scleractinia; Pocilloporidae
Biological process (GO): potassium ion transmembrane transport
Cellular component (GO): membrane; voltage-gated potassium channel complex
Molecular function (GO): delayed rectifier potassium channel activity; ligand-gated monoatomic ion channel activity
Source: RefSeq, a predicted model, not a curated record